Messenger RNA from Macroventuria anomochaeta, 680 nucleotides. RefSeq lists its product as uncharacterized. The transcript has a single exon. The coding region runs from base 421 to 627 and encodes 68 amino acids. The record is from RefSeq and is a predicted model, not a curated record. NCBI's taxonomy places the organism in Eukaryota, Fungi, Ascomycota, Dothideomycetes, Pleosporales, Didymellaceae.
GUCCAGUCGAGGGCCGCUAUCAGAUCUACUGGACGAAGCCAGUUGUAGUGCUGCGUAGAACCAUGGAUAGAAGAGCCGGCACAAGACUCUGUAUGACUCCACAAAGACUAUAAAAAGUGUUUGCUUUCUCCAUCAAACUCCUCACUCAAUCACCUCACUCAGCCUUCACCAGAUCAACUGAUGAUGGUGUUCGACUUCUUGGCCCGCAUGACAGCUAUACCUCUGCAGCAGAUUGACCGAGACCGUGCGCUUCUGCUUGGCCACAUAUUCCUAGAUCCUGAGCAUACAGCCACUCUUCUCGAUUCGUUUGCCGUACGGCUCUGUGAGCUCGACCCGCCCAUGAGCAUGAACGAAGUCGCAACAUUCUUCUGGUCCAACCUAUGACCUAUCCUGAUCAUAAACGGCGAACAGGUGUUCGGAAUGGAUGAUGUCUACGCUAAGAUGGAGAAGAGACGGUUGAGCUGGGUGAUGAGCAUUACAGAUGUCAUUUGGCUUCCUAUGGCCUGGGGUCUGUGGCAGCUGCAUGAGGGUAGGGAUGUAUGGAAGAGUUUGAAGAGGAGGACUGAGGAGGUGAUGCGGAUGCCGGCGCAUGUGCGAAGGAGACAAGACUCGAUGAAGAACGAGUAGACUUACCGGGUUAUGGUCAUCGACCUCGGAUCCCAUUAAGUUCGGGAAACGAG